AUGCUGAAGAUCUUGAAAAAUUUGCAAGAAGAACUAGCCACACAAGAUGAACAGAUCGCUAAACUUCAAAAAGAAAAGAAAGCUCUUCAAGAAGCACAUCAACAAACAUUGGAUGAUUUACAAGGCGAAGAAGACAAAGUCAACAGUCUUUCUAAGCAAAAGGCAAAACUUGAACAACAAGUUGAUGACCUUGAAGCUUCUCUCGAACAAGAAAAGAAACUCCGAAUGGAUCUGGAGCGAACUAAAAGAAAGUUGGAAGGAGAUUUGAGACUUACUCAGGAAACAGUCAUGGAUCUUGAAAACGAUAAACAGAGAUUGGAAGAGAAAUUGAAGAAGCAAGAAUUUGAAUACAGUCAACUUGCAACUAAACUUGAAGAUGAACAAGCUCUUGUUAUGCAACUCCAAAAGAAAAUCAAAGAACUUCAAGCUCGUAUUGAAGAACUUGAAGAAGAACUCGAAGCUGAACGUGCAGCAAGAGCAAAAGUUGAAAAGCAAAGAGCUGAUCUUUCAAGAGAGUUGGAAGAAUUAAGUGAACGACUUGAAGAAGCUGGCGGUGCAACUGCUGCACAGCUUGAACUGAAUAAACGCCGUGAGGCUGAAUUUUCAAAACUUCGCCGCGAGUUUGAAGAAUCCAAUCUUGCUCACGAAGCAACAGUUUCAACAUUACGUAAGAAGCAUGCUGAUUCAAGUGCUGAAAUGAGCGAACAGGUCGAUAACUUACAAAGAGUCAAACAGAAAUUGGAAAAAGAAAAGAGUGAAAUGAAAAUGGAAAUUGAUGAUCUCGCUGCCAACGUUGAGAGCGUUACUAAGGCUAAGCUUAACUAUGAAAAAAUGGCUCGCAAUCUAGAAGAACAGUUCGGUGAAGCAAAAUCCAAGUGUGACAACUUGACAAAAGAAGUAAACGAAUUGAACGCAUCUAAAGCGCGAUUCGCCUCAGAAAAUGGCGAACUUUCGCGUCAACUCGAAGAACGUGAGCAUUUGAUGGCUCAACUUACAAGAACCAAAAACAGUUCUUCACAACAAAUUGAAGAACUCAAGAGAGUUGUUGAAGAAGAAGCUAAAGCGAAAGCUGCUCUUGCACAUUCUGUACAAGCUUCAAGACACGAUAACGAUCUUCUUCGUGAACAAUAUGAAGAAGAACAAGAAGCAAAGGCUGAACUCCAACGAGCUCUAUCAAAAGCAAACGCAGAAGUUGCACAAUGGCGAAACAAAUAUGAAACCGACGCUAUUCAGAGAACUGAAGAAUUGGAAGAAGCAAAGAAGAAGUUGGCCACUCGUUUGCAAGAAGCUGAAGAGCAGGUCGAAGCCACCCAGGCAAAAUGUGCAAGCCUUGAAAAAACAAAGAACCGACUCCAAGGGGAAUUGGAAGAUCUCACAAUCGACCUUGAGAGAUCUAACUCGGCUGCUGCAGCUUUAGACAGAGAAAGAAACUUUGACAAGAUUCUUGCCGAACACAAACAAAACGAAGAAGAAUUGCAAGUAGAUUUAGAACAAGCACAGAAAGAAGCCCGUGGUUUGUCAACUGAAUUGUUCAAGAUGAAGAAUGCUUAUGAAGAAUCUCUUGAUGCUCUUGAAACUGUCAAGAGAGAAAACAAGAAUCUUCAAGAAGAAAUUGCUGAUCUUACUGAUCAGCUAGGAGAAGGAGGAAAAAGCAUACAUGAACUUGAAAAGGCAAAGAGAACUUUGGAACACGAACGCAACGAAAUACAGGCCGCUCUAGAAGAAGCAGAAGGUGCCAUCGAAGGUGAAGAAUCAAAGGUCCUCCGUUUACAAGUGGAGAUGGCUCAAAUCAAACAGGACUUCGAAAGAAGACUCAGUGAAAAAGAAGAAGAAAUUGAUAGCCAAAGACGAAACCAACAACGGUCCCUUGAAUCAAUGCAAACUACUUUGGAUUCUGAGAGUAAGGCAAGACAAGAAGCAGUUCGUAUGAAGAAGAAGAUGGAAGGAGAUCUCAACGAUCUUGAAAUUCAACUUGGACAUUCUACUCGACAAGCUACUGAUUCCCAGAAAGCAGUUAAAGCUGCCCAAGCUCAUGUUAAGGAUUUAGAAUUGCAAGUCGAUGAAGCUCAACGUCACUCUGAAGAUCUGCAAGAACAAUUCGCUGUCAUCGAUCGCAGAGAAAACUUACUGAAGGCUGAAAUUGAUGAGUUGAGAUCAGCACUCGAACAAGCAGAACGCGGCCGCAAACUUGCAGAAACUGAACUACUUGAGAGCAGCGAACGAUCCAAUCUUCUUCAUACACAAAACACCGCACUUAUCAACCAGAAACGCAAGUUGGAAGGUGAAUUGCAAAACAUGCAAGGAGAGGUUGAAGAAUCUGUUCAGGAACAGAGAAACGCAGAAGAAAAAGCAAAGAAAGCAAUUACAGACGCUGCAACAAUGUCUGAAGAACUUAAAAAGGAACAAGAUCUUUCAUCUCACUUGGAAAGAAUGAAGAAGAAUAUGGAACAAACUGUGAAGGAUCUUCAACAACGACUCGAUGAAGCUGAACAAGUUGCACUUAAAGGAGGAAAGAAACAAGUUCAAAAACUUGAAACUAGAGUCCGCGAACUUGAGAACGAACUUGAUGCAGAACAGCGUCGAAAUGGUGAAUCUGUGAAAAACCAGCGUAAACAUGAACGUAAGUUGAAGGAAGUCACUUAUCAAGCAGAAGAAGACAAAAAGAAUCUGACCCGCAUUCAAGAUCUUGUUGACAAACUUCAAAUCAAGGUCAAAACAUACAAGAGACAAGCUGAAGAAGCCGAGGAACAAGCCAACCAAAACUUAUCAAAAUAUCGUAAACUGCAACACGAAUUGGAUGAUGCUGAAGAAAGAGCUGACAUGGCAGAAUCUGCUCUCAACAAACUCAGAUCUAAAGCUCGUGAUAUGUGA
This is a messenger RNA of Styela clava, 2871 nucleotides long. NCBI's taxonomy places the organism in Eukaryota, Metazoa, Chordata, Ascidiacea, Stolidobranchia, Styelidae. The record is from RefSeq and is a predicted model, not a curated record.